Molecule: messenger RNA, 4333 nt
Organism: Dicrocoelium dendriticum
Lineage: Eukaryota; Metazoa; Platyhelminthes; Trematoda; Plagiorchiida; Dicrocoeliidae
Source: the annotation of a GenBank genome assembly
UACGGCAACACUAUUGUGCAUGUCAUCCAAAUGAACGGAAAUGUAGGCGUACUUCGCGAGAAGCUGUUUAUGAACCCCAGUUAACCGACAGCUCCACGUCUUUCGUUUCCACAGCCUCUCCAUCUGAAGCUAGGAAGCCCCGUCUAAGCAAAUUAUACGCCCGCACUUUUUUAAAGAAUACGCUAUCAUCGGGAAAAACCAAAAAGCCCACUACAUUUGAUGGUUUCAUCAAACAGUUGGAAGUAGAACAACUGCCGUUGGAAACCCUGGAAGUCUCUACGAAACGGUGCAAAGGGGGACGUAGCAAAGUCCCUCGACUUGCGUAUUCAUGUAGCAUAUGCAAGAAGAAGUUUACCAAAACUUGUGUGGCCAGGCGUCAUGCGCUGAAACAUGUUAAUGAAAAACCAUUUCAAUGUGCCUUAUGUUAUAAGAAGUUCACUCAGAAGUCUACAGCAAAGUCCCAUGUAAUGAUGCAUCACCAGUUGAAACACAGACCAUCUUGUCCCUUUUGUCAUCGACAAUUUCGCGGCCCUGCGAUCCUUGCGAAACAUGUACGCUCACGUCAUGGAAUAACAUCAUACACUUAUCCACCCCCCGAUCAGUUGGAUGCGAAUUCGGUUGUGGAGAAUUUCGUGACCACUGAACCCCAGUCGCAGGCCGAUACUACUACAGCAUAUUCACAUGUUAUUUCAGCUAGCACAAACAUUGCUGCUACGCUUUUCAAUUCAGGCAAGGCUGUGGAGAACACUUCGGAGUCAAUGUUUCUGAAACUAUCAGAUGUCUCCUACAGUUGUGUGACUAACCCAGCGAUCACUUCGGACCCCGGUGAUACUUCCACGGCUUAUCGACCUUACAGAUGUUCUCUAUGUGCCAAAUCCUUCUUCUCACGGGCCACUCUAUCUGUGCAUAUGCUUCGCCAUUCAGAUUCCCCCUUACCCCAUGUUUGUCAUUUCUGUCCACUUCGCUUUGCUACAUCGUCCGAUCUCACUCACCACGUCCGCUCUCAUUCGCCCCGUAGGCGGCUUAGACUCGCUCGCCAAAUGGCCCAGUCUGCUAGUCCCUUGAAAUGGAACAGUUUUUCCCAAUGCUUUUUAAGCACACGCAGAUGCAGGAGUGAUCGGUCCUUCAAGUGUUCUCUAUGUCCUCGUUCGUACAGACAUCUUAUCCAUUUGAAUUAUCACGUUCGACAGUCUCAUUGCCCCGAUCAAGCUCCAUUUGAAUGCGAUAAAUGUGCAAGACGUUUCGUUAACGAUCGUCGUUUGACCCGCCAUGUACAAAAGGCUCAUGCGUCCCCGACUUCACAAUCUAAAUUGACAUGUUCCGUCUGCACUUCCCAUUUUGCCACCGUCAGCUCAUUGAAACGCCAUAUGGUUAUUCACUCGGAUUCCAAACCAUACAAAUGUCACAUUUGCCAUAAAAUGUUCAAAUUUCACUCUUCUUGUGUGAAGCAUAUCAAAACACAUUCAUCCAGCGUGGUGGAUUUGGACGAGUUACCUCACCAAAGCGACGUUGUACAAUUUUGUCCCACCUCUGGUGAAUCUACCACUAAUUUACCCGCAACGGAUGGAGAAUUAGUGCACCAACCGAAGCACAGCUAUACUUAUGCAUACUUCACCGAUGUGCAACAUGAAAUGUGUGUACGCUCCACAAAUGCUACCAUGUAUCAGACCACGAGGAAUGUAGCCGACGAAACUGGGUUGGAACGCGGCAUCAUUAGAGAUUGGAGUGAUUCUUUGUUGUACGAUCCAUCUCUAUUUCCAGGCAAUGAUGGCAUGAUCAUUCAUCCAACUGAUAAGGCUCCAACUCACUGUUACUCUAAUCUAGAUCCUGUCAACACUGAGACUAUAAUCACCGGUCACGCUGUGUCAGGUGGGGCUCACACUUUAUCGCAAUAUGCUGACUGUAAGCACUCUGAAACGCGGGGUUGCCCUACUGGAGUUUUCGGGACAGUAUCCACCAAUGAGCGACGGGAACAUAUGAUUCCUCCUGUGUCUGGAACAGUUUUGUACGAUACAGCCACAGUGCCGGUCGGACAUCGGCUGGAUUUACCAGAAGGCACGGCCGACUCUUAUAAUCUGGUUCAUCCUCCUAUAGAUUCGACCAAGGGAACCGUUGUUCCAGGUUCCCACUUCAAUUUUUGCCGCCUAAACCCAGCACCAGCUUGUCCUACUUUCUCCGAUGCCACGGUCAGGUCCUCAGUCGUGAAUGCGUGUGAACCAAACCAAUCGUCACAAUCAUUUUUGCUUUUUGGAUGCGGUGUUUGCGAUGCAAGCUUUGAAUUUCCCCAAAGUUUGGCCAUGCAUGUGCAAUCAAAUCACUCCAUCAGACCGAAACCGUUUCACUGCGAUACUUGUGGAUCCUGUUUUGCUAGUGAAACUCUCCUGAUCAUCCACAAACGUGAACAUUCUGAUGUCUCAGCUACGGAGAUUAGUUGCCCAUCUUGUCCUCUUUUGGAAUUUGGCAAUAAAUCUGCGCUCACUCGACAUGUUCUACUCUGUCAUCCGUUACCCACAAAAGAUCGUUUCCGGUGCACACACUGUAAUACUCGGUUCCGACUGCUACGUAGCCUCAAGACCCAUGUGGCUGGUCUGGUGGAUGCGGCAGAACAGCGUCGGAGCGAGAGCUCAGUGAUUGAAAAAUCGCUGAAGCAAGUGUUGACUAGAAGACGGAAGCGCCUCCGAGAACGCGUCCAUGUGAUCGAACCUGCUUUGCUACGGUCCGUGACUCAGAAGGCUCAUUUGCCACAAGAGUGCCUAAUUUUGUCGGAAAAGUAUUUGCUCAGCUGCGUCCGUGAUUUGGUGACAAAUUCCGAGAACAACACGAAACCGUCCAGUCCAGAGCGAAACACAGCCGCUUUGAAUCAGGACGUCGAUGAGAGAGGUCACAUUCGCGUAAAACGCCACCUGUGUCCCACCUGCGGUCGCUCGUUUGUUUCAGUCUCCGGGCUCAGGCACCAUACACGGGCACAUUUGGGAAUCCGACCGUACAAAUGCACCGAAUGUGGUGAACAGUUCACUAAAAAUUGUCUUUUACAGAAGCAUAUUAUCCGAACGCACACCAUCCAACAGCCUGGUGAUGCCAACCUCAGCCGUAACCCCCAAGAAGCAUCGCUCCGUAGUCCUGCAUGCCUUGUCGGUUUUCGCUGUCAUCUGUGUGAUCGAACAUUGUGGUCAAAAAACAGUUUGCGCUGUCAUGUCCGGCGGCACGCUGCGUCCAGAACUUACAAGUGCAUCUAUUGUCGAGCACGUUUUACCACAUGGAGCCAGAGGCAAAACCACUUACACGUGUGUCGGGAGUUUAACGACAACAUACAAGAACCGCCGCCUACCUUCCGUGAUAGGCGCACGACAGUAGGGUCAAACGUAGAUCGCUCUGUAACUGACAUGACUUUUCCCCAAGCUUCUGAGAUCGGACUUCCAGACAAUAUGCCUGUGACAGGCGGAGAUAGCUCCUCUAGUGUGCCUUUAAUGACUAGCUUUCUUACAGAAGAUGGGAACCAGGUUCUGUCGUUGCCUGUUGGCGCGAACAUAUUGAUCCCUGUCCAGGUCAAAGAGGAUCUUCACACCCACCCUGAAUGGACAUCGUCUAUCCUCCCAUCCCAAGUCCUUUUUCCUGGUUUGUAUUUGGCUCCGUUUGUGUCCGAGACUGACACGUUUGGUUCGAGUGAAGUCAUCUCGGUCGUGGAGUUGUCACAGACACCGUCCUUCGUCCAGACAUCCUUAGAGCCGUCCACUACUGUUGAAGUUGUUGAUCAACCCAACUCCGUUUUAGGCUCAUACCACGAGGCCAUCUGUUGUCAAUCGUGUCACACCAAAUUUCCCGACAGUCGAGCUUACUUCAAGCAUCAUUGCGCAAAAAUAGCCUUACUUCAUACCAUGUCUCCCAAUCCCAAUGCAGAAACUAAUGCAAAUGUGAUUUCACGUGGACGCCGCCGUGGUGUCAGACCUAAGCGUGCCACUUCUCCUGGAGCAGGUCGUUCUUUCCGCGCUUUGCACAAAUGUGCCACAUGCUCCCGAGUGUUCCCUCAAGCGUACCUCCUCAAACGACACGAGCGCACACAUACCAAUUGUCGUCCGUUCGUGUGCAGAUUCUGCGGGGCCGGUUUCUCUCAAAGCUACAGCCUCACAACGCACGAACUCAUUCAUUCGGAUGCGAAACCGUACACAUGCACUCAGUGCGAUCGAGGAUUCCGUCAAAAAUCAAACUUGCAUCGACACAUUAGGCUAAUGCACUCCAGCCAGACGGAUUGAGAGUUUGCUAUGAUCUUUCCAACUACCUCUGUUCUCUUCGGACACUUUACAACCAUGUGAAUAUGAUUUUUUUUCUACUGUCA